This is a messenger RNA of Clunio marinus, 1207 nucleotides long. NCBI's taxonomy places the organism in Eukaryota, Metazoa, Arthropoda, Insecta, Diptera, Chironomidae. The record is from the annotation of a GenBank genome assembly.
CGGUAAAGUGUAGAGAACAAGCUAAAAGCAAUUGAUCGCAAGCUUAAAGGAAGUAAAUUGCUUAAAAUCGGCUUAAAUUUGCUAAACUUGAAAAUCUUCACAAAAAAGAAAUGGCUUGGUUGUUUAGAUUCCGUAGAUUCCGUGAAAAAGCUAAAAACGUUAAAAAUUUCAAUAAAGUCUAAUAUAAUUAAAUAUUUCAAAUUCCUAAAAGAAUCGCAUCUUGAAGAAAAUAAAAAAAUUAGUAAUUUCGUAAAAUAAUGAAAUUCUUUUAGUAUAUUAUAAAUUAAAAAUGGCAACAGAAGGAGAUAUCCCCACAUUCAAAUGCGUUUUAGUUGGAGAUGGCGGUACUGGAAAGACAACUUUUGUGAAACGUCAUAUGACCGGUGAAUUCGAGAAGAAAUACGUUGCAACUCUCGGUGUUGAAGUUCAUCCUUUGGUUUUCCAUACAAAUCGAGGCGCUAUUCGAUUUAAUGUUUGGGAUACAGCUGGACAGGAGAAGUUUGGAGGACUUCGUGAUGGUUAUUAUAUUCAGGGACAAUGCGCUAUCGUCAUGUUCGACGUUACAUCUCGUAUCACAUACAAAAACGUUCCAAAUUGGCAUCGUGAUCUUGUUCGCGUUUGUGAAAGUAUCCCAAUCGUUUUAUGUGGAAACAAAGUUGAUAUUAAGGAUCGCAAAGUGAAAGCUAAGAGCAUCGUUUUCCACCGAAAGAAAAAUCUCCAAUAUUACGACAUCUCUGCUAAGUCGAAUUACAACUUCGAGAAACCUUUCUUGUGGUUGGCUCGCAAAUUGGUCGGCGAUCCCAACUUGGAGUUUGUUGCUAUGCCAGCUUUAUUGCCACCAGAAGUCAAAAUGGACAAAGCUUGGCAAGAUCAGUUGGAACGAGAAAUGGAAGAAGCUUCAAAAACCGCUCUACCAGAAGACGAUGAAGACUUGUAGACCAAACAUUAAUUAAAUGCUCUUAUAAUUAAACAUUACACACUCUAAAAUUAUUUUUUGAGUUUCUCUUUACCUUUGUUUAAAAUUUAAUUUCUAUUUUUUCUUAUAAAUCAUGAAUUCGACGACUGUUUUCGUUUUUCGAAUCAAGAGAAUUUUGUUUCAAUCUUUUCUUCAUCAAUUAAAUUUAUUUUUCUUUUUCCGGCUUUUGUCAAUAUCAUCACGUUCAAAAUUAAACUGAAUAAAAUUACUUAAGAAAUGUUAAAAUGUAAA